This is a messenger RNA of Lemur catta (Ring-tailed lemur), 2798 nucleotides long. RefSeq names its product solute carrier family 22 member 23 (gene SLC22A23). Gene Ontology annotation, molecular function: transmembrane transporter activity. NCBI's taxonomy places the organism in Eukaryota, Metazoa, Chordata, Mammalia, Primates, Lemuridae. The record is from RefSeq and is a predicted model, not a curated record. Gene Ontology annotation, biological process: transmembrane transport. The transcript is spliced from 10 exons. Bases 498 to 2558 code for a protein of 686 amino acids. Gene Ontology annotation, cellular component: membrane.
CAGGCUGGGUGCCGAGCUCGCGGUUUCCGGAAGGCGCCCGAAGUCCGAUAAAUACAUCCCGGGCACCGCGGGAGCAGCGGCCGCUGCCCGCGGCACCCGCACCGCCGGCACCGCCACCGCAGGGCCCCGAGCCGCCGGCAAGGGCGCGGGCCGGGCGCGGCGCCCGCUCCUCCGCCACUCGCGGCUGGCGCGGAGCAGAGGAGAGCGGCGGGCUUGGCCGCCGGCGUCCGGGCCGCGGAGCCGAUGAGCCGCGGCAGCUGAGGGCCCGGCCGGCCUCUGCCCGGCGCCCGAGCGGGGCCGCAGCGCCCGGGGCGCGGGGUCCGGCGGGUGAGAUGGGGGCGGCCUGACGCGCCGGGACCCCGAGCGCUCUCUCUGCGGCCGCGGGCCCUCCUCGGCGGCGGCGGCAGCGGGCGCCCGGCCCGCCACGCUCUGCCCCGGGCGCCCGCGGAGCCUCCGCCGCGCUCUAUGCGCCUCUGCGGGCGCCGCGGGCCCGGGCCAUGGCGAUAGACCGGCGGCGCGAGGCGGCGGGCGGCGGGCCCGGGCGGCAGCCGGCCCCGGCCGAGGAGAACGGCUCCCUGCCGCCCGGGGACGCGGCGGCCUCGGCGCCCCUCGGCGGACGCGCUGGCUCAGGCGGCGGCGCGGAGAUCCAGCCGCUGCCCCCACUGCAUCCCGGCGGCGGCCCGCACUCGAGCUGCUGCUCCGUGGCGGCGGCCCCGAGCCUCUUGUUGCUGGACUACGACGGGUCGGUGCUGCCUUUCCUCGGGGGCCUGGGCGGGGGCUACCAGAAGACCCUCGUGCUGCUCACCUGGAUCCCGGCGCUGUUCAUCGGCUUCAGCCAGUUCUCGGACUCGUUCCUCCUGGACCAGCCCAACUUCUGGUGCCGCGGGGCCGGCAAAGGCGCCGAGCUGGCUGGAGUCACCGCCACCGGCAGGUGGGGCGACGUGGGCAACGGGACCAGCCCCCCGACCACCCCCUUCUCCACUGCAGCCUGGGGGGCCCCGGGCAACCGAAGCAACAGCAGUGGCGCCGACGGGGGCGACACGCCACCCCUGCCAUCCCCUCCCGACAAGGGGGACAACGCCUCCAACUGCGACUGCCACGCAUGGGACUAUGGCAUCCGCACCGGCCUUGUCCAGAACGUGGUCAGCAAGUGGGAUCUUGUGUGUGAUAAUGCCUGGAAGGUCCAUAUCGCUAAGUUCUCCUUACUGGUUGGAUUAAUCUUUGGCUACCUAAUAACUGGAUGCAUUGCCGACUGGGUGGGCCGGCGGCCUGUGCUACUGUGUUCCAUCAUCUUCAUCCUGAUCUUUGGGCUGACUGUGGCACUAUCAGUGAACGUGACAAUGUUCAGCACACUCAGGUUCUUCGAAGGAUUUUGCCUGGCCGGAAUAAUUCUCACGCUGUAUGCACUGCGAAUAGAGCUCUGCCCGCCGGGAAAACGGUUCAUGAUCACGAUGGUGGCGAGCUUCGUGGCCAUGGCGGGGCAGUUCCUCAUGCCCGGGCUGGCCGCCCUGUGCCGGGACUGGCAGGUGCUGCAGGCCCUCAUCAUCUGCCCCUUCCUGCUCAUGCUGCUCUACUGGUCGAUAUUCCCCGAGUCCCUGCGGUGGCUGAUGGCUACCCAGCAGUUUGAGUCUGCAAAGAGGCUGAUCCUGCACUUCACGCAGAAGAACUGCAUGAGCCCCGAGAGCGACAUCAAGGGUGUGAUGCCGGAGCUGGAGAAGGAGCUGUCCCGGAGGCCCAAGAAGGUCUGCAUCGUGAAGGUGGUGGGGACGCGGAACCUGUGGAAGAACAUCGUGGUCCUGUGUGUGAACUCGCUGACGGGGUUCGGGAUCCACCACUGCUUCGCCAGGAGCAUGAUGGGCCACGAGGUGAAGGUGCCGCUCCUGGAGAACUUCUACGCCGACUACUACACCAUGGCCAGCAUCGCGCUGGCGUCCUGCCUGGCCAUGUGCGUGGUGGUCAGGUUCCUGGGGCGCAGGGGCGGGCUGCUGCUCUUCAUGAUCCUCACCGCCCUGGCCUCGCUCCUGCAGCUCGGGCUCCUCAACCUGAUCGGGAAGUACAGCCAGCACCCAGACUCAGGGAUGAGUGACAGCAUCAAGGACAAAUUCUCCAUCGCGUUUUCCAUCGUGGGCAUGUUCGCCUCCCACGCGGUGGGGAGCCUCAGCGUGUUCUUCUGUGCAGAGAUCACCCCCACAGUGAUAAGGUGCGGCGGGCUGGGGCUGGUGCUGGCCAGCGCGGGCUUCGGCAUGCUGACAGCGCCUAUCAUCGACCUGCACAACCAGAAAGGCUACUUCCUGCACCACAUCAUCUUUGCCUGCUGCACGCUCAUCUGCAUCAUCUGCAUCCUCCUGCUGCCUGAGAGCAGGGACCAGAACCUGCCCGAGAACAUCUCCAACGGGGAGCACUACACGCGGCAGCCACUGCUGCCUCACAAGAAGGGCGAACAGCCGCUGCUGCUCACCAACGCCGAGCUCAAGGACUACUCGGGCCUCCACGACGCGGCCGCUGCGGGCGACGGGCUGCCCGAGGGUGCCACGGCCAACGGCAUGAAGGCCAUGUAGCUGGUGGUGCCAUCCCGCAGGGAGCCCCCGAGGCUCAACGGUUUGGGGCAGUUUGGGCACAGGUUUACAGACCAGGGACCGAACGGUGGCCGGGGUGGGAGAGUCCAGCUCUGUAGCCACUGCCAGCCAGUGGCAAGACUUUCAACUGGUGUGGGGAAAUUCUCUUGAGACAAACUCUUUGGAAAUAAUCCUUCAGUGACUUUCUUUUCUGCCAUUAAAUAUUUGUAUUUAUUUUGGUCA